Molecule: messenger RNA, 578 nt
Organism: Umbelopsis ramanniana AG
Lineage: Eukaryota; Fungi; Mucoromycota; Umbelopsidomycetes; Umbelopsidales; Umbelopsidaceae
Exons: 3
Coding region: 61-423 (120 amino acids)
Biological process (GO): transcription elongation by RNA polymerase II
Cellular component (GO): transcription elongation factor complex
Molecular function (GO): RNA polymerase II complex binding
Source: RefSeq, a predicted model, not a curated record
UUCAAAGUGGCAUUCGUUUAUGGGCGAUUUUUCCGUUUCCUGCACUUUCUUUAUUCUCCAAUGGGAAAGCGUAAGUCAAAGAGAAAGCCCGUCAAAAAGCUGAAGGCUGAACUGGACAAACAAUUCAACUGUUUGUUCUGCAAUCAUGAGAAGAGUAUAGAGUGCAAAAUUGACCACCAAAACAAAGUCGGACAUCUUUCCUGUAAAGUCUGCGAUGUGUCAUGGCAAUGCCCUAUUACCUAUCUGGAUGAAGCCGUGGAUGUUUAUUCAGCCUGGAUCGAUGCCUGCGAGAACGUAAAUAAGGAUAGAGGAAGUUCUAGAAGAGCACGCGGUGAUGAGGAAGAAGAACAAGAGGAAGGUUACGAAAGCCGACCACGACCGGCCGCGACAUAUGACGAUGAAGAAGAUGAUGACGAUUAUUGAAUGAUAUUGUACAAAACAGAAAAGAAUAACUUUGAUCGUAAAUACAUCAUUUGCGCUUUGACACUGCGGAUCUCAUCUCUUGGAAAUCCACUUGAAUAAAUACCAUGGGUAUCUGGAUAUAUCAUGCUGGCGUGCUCGUCGCCAUUUUUCUCGCA